Molecule: messenger RNA, 2747 nt
Organism: Pristis pectinata (smalltooth sawfish)
Lineage: Eukaryota; Metazoa; Chordata; Chondrichthyes; Rhinopristiformes; Pristidae
Gene: ints12
Product: integrator complex subunit 12
Exons: 6
Coding region: 150-1511 (453 amino acids)
Biological process (GO): snRNA 3'-end processing
Cellular component (GO): integrator complex
Source: RefSeq, a predicted model, not a curated record
GGGACCGGAAGGCGUGUACCGCAGAUGCUGAGGUGGGGAAGGGUGACACGAAGCCGUAAACUCCCGGGAAUCUGGGUCGAUGGGGCCGGAGCUGGGGCUGGGCUCGUUAAUUAUACCCCUGUGCUGAUCCCCCUUCACCUCUGCAGGACAUGGCUGCUCCCGGUCUGGAGCUGGACCCGCUCUUCCUGAAAGCCCUGGGAUACCUGCAUUCGAAGAGCAAGGACUCGGCGGAGAAGCUGAAGGCGCUGCUGGACGAGGCCUUGGCCAGAGGCGGCGAGUGCAGCUUUCGGCAGCAGCAGAAGGAAGUUGAAACACCCAAGGUAACUGCUGGUUCCAAAUCCAGUUCAGCCAAGCAGGAGUCUAAAGUGUCCUCAUCUCUGACAUCUGGCAAUAAUGGAAAGUCCAGUUCCAGUGAGAAAACCAAGAAGGAAACUGAGAAGAGGCCAGCUGAAAAGGUUAAACUGGACACUCAGGAAGGAAUCGACCCCCAGAAAAAGUCCAGGCUGGAGAAGCCAGAGAAUCGAUCUUCCCCAAUCACUGUUCAAUCCAGCAAAGACCUGCCAAUGCCUGACCUGCCUGGCUUUGAGAGUGCAGAGGACUUUGCCAUGGAAAUGGGAUUGGCGUGUGUGGUGUGCCGCCAGAUGACUGUUACAUCGGGUAAUCAGCUGGUUGAAUGUCAAGAAUGUCAUAACCUCUACCACCAGGACUGUCAUAAACCCCAAGUGACGGACAAGGAUGUGAAUGAUCCACGGCUGGUAUGGUAUUGUGCCCGCUGUACAAGGCAGAUGAAGAAAAUGGCACAGAAGACACAAAAGGCUGCUCCAAAAGCUUCCAGUUCAGUUGCUAACACCACUCCAUCAGUUAAAGAUCCAUCAGUGAAAAAGCCUGACUUGAAGCUGAAACAAGAAAUGACCACAUUUCAGGCUUUCAAAAGAGCUGAAGUAAAGACUUCCUCAUCUGCUUCUGGGAAUUCCACCAAUUCUAACACCACCUCUUCUUCUGUUAGUGGUCUCACAGGAUGGGCUGCCUUUGGAGCUAAAACAUCUACUGCAGCACCUUCCACAGCUAAACUGGGGUCAACUGUACAAACUGCCAGUGGGAAACCUACUGCACCCUCCUCAAAUCAGAAAGCAGUGGGUCUGUCUGGACUGGCACCUUCCAAGGCAAGCCUGGGGUCUAAAACGGCCACGGGCACUAACUCUGGCACUGGACCUAUAAAGCCACCUCCACCCCUAACACUGGGGAAACCGAGUCUUAACCGAUCAUCUAGCACUGACAAUGUCAGCAAAGUGGGUUUAACAGGGCCAGGCAAUAGUGCUGGCCAGGCUAGCAGUGGGAAUGGAGGGAGCACUUCUACCAACAGUGGUGGUAACAAUGGGGCCAAAGCACCGUCUGAUGCCAGCAACUCUUCUGUCGUUAAGUUGCCGACAUCUCAAGAGUCUCAGCUUAAUGCUAUGAAAAGGCUCCAGAUGGUUAAGAAGAAAGCUGCACAGAAGAAGCUUAAAAAGUGAAUGCAAAUGGGCCUGAACGGUUGUGGUUCUCUGUUGUCUUUCUACAGAGGAAAGCAGGCACCUCAUCCUUGCCAAGGAGGCCAACAAACUUGCCCUUGGAUUUACACAUUUUCUAAGAUUUUCAUUUGUGAGAAGAGCACAGAUCUUUCUCUUGCCUCAAAAGGCCCCAUGAAACACACUUAGUGUUAUGUUAUUGAGAGAAGAUUUAUGUUGGUCUCAGUGGCCUUGAUCAAGAGCUGCAGCAUUAAAAGGCUUAUGAGCACAAGGCUGAGGAAAUUAAGAGAUUACACUGUUACAUGGCAGAAAACUUCAAUAAGUUUAUAAUUCAAUUAAUUUUAUAACUUGCCAUUUUUAACAAAAUUGACUUGCUGGCCUUUUCCAUUUUUAAAAAAAAAUCUUUCGUAGAUCACUGAUUCAGGUUCUGUCUCGUACACUUUCAAGCAAUCUGAAAGGAGCUUAAUUAGAGACCCAAUUCUGAUACCAGCAGCCACAGAUCUUGGUCAUUCGUUAACUUACAGGAGACAAUGUCCUUUAUGUGGCAUGCAGAACAAAGUAACAGAAGUCUUCUUUCUAAGCUUGUUCUAGUUUCCUUGCAGCCACAGAAAACCUUUCCUUUAAAAGAUUUAGCAAAAAUUCUCAACAGGCCAAAAAUGCUCUGCACUUCUCAAAACAAAUCUCAAAAAAAUGUUGAGUGAGAGACCAGUUUACUGUGACAUUCAAAAACCAGGGAGGUUUGAAUUCUGUGUCAAAUGGACCUGUUCACAUAUGUUGUCUUGUGUAUAUAUUACUGUUAAUGGAGAUGGCAUCUCCAUUUGGUGUGUUGCACUGGUAUUGAAAAAGAAUUAAAGUCAAACCUUGUAACUUCAAUUCAUGGAGCACCUUUCUUAUUAGUCCCAUUACAUAUUUUCAUGGCCUCUUCUUGAAUUGUUUUAAUUUUUAAGUGAUGAUCAGUAGGUAAAACCCAAAUGUGAAUUUCAAGGAAUAAACCUAUAAAUGCAACACUGACAAAUGUAAGUGAUUAUUCAUCCUCUGCAUCCCAUUCUAAUAUUUAUUUAAAUAUGGCCUAUUAACGUUCAUCUGCCUUUGCUCCAUAUAACUCAGUAUCAACAUUAUACACAAUUCAUUAACUUUUGUCUGUAGGAAUUAGUGCUUCCAUCUUUUAACCCUGAAUGACUUGGCUCUAAUUUUCUGAUUAUUCCCUCUUCUAGAUUUCUGCACAGGAGAAAAUAAAGUCUU